This is a messenger RNA of Orbicella faveolata, 3930 nucleotides long. RefSeq names its product dual specificity protein phosphatase CDC14AB pseudogene. Lineage: Eukaryota; Metazoa; Cnidaria; Anthozoa; Scleractinia; Merulinidae. The record is from RefSeq and is a predicted model, not a curated record.
GACCAUGAAAACAGAUGUGGCGCAGGCUUUUGCUUUCAUUUCACAUUUACAUGCUAUGUUUUUUUUUUAAUGAGGACCUUUUUCAUCAGAUUACAAUCCGUUGCUUCACUCAGUUUGAGGCCACUGCAGAACCUGGGUUUUCCUUGCAUUACAUUCGUCAAACAAACAUUACAUUAAAGUGUUAAGCACAGCGAGCAAGUGUGUUUUGCUUCUUUGUUUACAAAUCUUGCGAGCCCGGUGCGAGUCACGAUCGGAAAUAACACGGGGAAAUAUGCAACACUGAACGCACGCACGUUUGCGUAUAUUGUUUGACCAUGGUCAUUAUAAGUAUAAAUAUUUGUUAAAAAACAAGUAUCUUAGAUUUGUAUUCCAGACGUAGUGUCGAGAAUGAAGAUAUUUUUAGACAUUAUCCAGUAAUGAUCAACGCCGGGCCAUGCUCCAACAGAGCUAUAACCAACGCUUAUGUGUUAUUCAUAAACGUGACCGGGAAACGUGACUGUGCUAGCAAAUUUGGUAACACGACUCAGAGAGAAGCAAAAGAAGGAAAAGAACGUGAAAGACGUGAAGUUCAGAUCGGAAAUAAAGACACACGAACUCAAUUUUCUAGAAUACUUAGUACCGAGUCAACCACUGAAACACUUGACAUUUUUUGACCGCGUCAUUUUUGUUUAGCUUGGCCCGUCAAGCCGACUACGUGCGUGAGACUAAGGUUCCGGUAAUUUCUAUGGUCUUCUAUCGUCUGCGCAUUAUUAGCGAUCUCUUUCUUGCAUGGCUUUUUUUUUGGGCAAUCUUGAGGUGAAACACAAGUACACUGAAAAUAUUCUGUGGCAAUAACCGAAGAAUUUUUUUUUGUACUUAGUUGAAGUAAUGAAAAGUCGCUCUCUAGGGAGCUACAAUUGUAGUUUGUCGCUUCGGCACCUGCUAAACAGCACGAGCGUAUUUACACCGACAAGCUGAGGUAUUUCUUGAUUGUUAUACUCUUUAUGUCAAUGGAACUCUUGAUGUUGUGGAAUUUUCCGUAAUUAUUUUACUCCUGCGUCAUUGUCACAUGCGACUAGCCAGGGUUGUUGGCGUAUUAAAUCCGUGAUAAAUUUGCAUAGGAAUGCUGUGUUUCACAAGCAGGUAUUUUUCUCGUUGCGUAAUUACGGUCUAAAAUAAGUAAUCCGAAUAUAAAAGAAAUGGUUAUUUUCGCUUUCGCAAAGAGAGCAAAAAGAAACUUUCGAUAUUUCCAGGUCACCCCCAUCCACGAACAUUCGUUCAAAAUAACAACUUCCUUGUCAACAACCAAACCCCACGCAACUUGUUGAUGUCUCAUUCCCAAAAUACUCUGGCUUUCGCGCCAAAUUCCUCUGGGAUGAACUUUGGAAUAUGAGAACCCAGUGGAAUUGUUUCCUGCUGGUUAUGAUUGGCUAACCAAACAAUGAAUUGUUUGGCUGGCUGCUCUUGACCAAUCAUAUCUUUGUUGUUAUCACGUGCUAUGAUAAUGGGCCACAGCCAUGAAUGAAUGACUGCAUGUUAGCGCGCCACGACGACGGUUUAUUUUACUCUUUUGUUUUGGUUCAGAGACGGUGGUAGAUUCGUUUCCUCGUGCUAAGAAGACACGAAAACGAAAAUGUGGGACAGGAACAUCAUGAGUUCUUGCGAAGUGGUUAAAGAUCGCUUGUACUUUGUGAGUGUUAGCUGUAAACCGCGAAACAACGCAACAUAUCAUUAUUUUAGCGUGGAUCAUGACUGGACUCUCGAUGGUUGUAAAUUUCACGACACACCUUACUUCGGUCCGGCAAAUCUGGCUGGAAUAUACCGGUUCUGUUGCCUUGUGAACACUAAACUUCAUGUGAUCCCGGCCUCGAAGAAGAUUGUCCUUUACACAACAGCCAACGAGGGAUUUUCCGAGGCGAAAAAGCGAACACGCUCUGUCUUCCUGUGUGGCGCGUUCGCGAUGUGUCAACUCAAAAUGACCGCCGAAGAAAUUUAUGGCUUAUUAGAGCAACACUUUCCGCCAUCCACUCUGGUUCCUUACUGUGAUGUUAAUGGAAAUCUAUCUCAUAAUCUUAAUAUCUUGGAUUGCCUUAAAGGCUUUGAGAAGGCAACAGCACUGGGGUUCUUCUGCUUCGACGAAUUCGACUUGAAUAGAUACGAGCAAGAAGAGCGCGCUUUUGAUUUGAACUGGAUUGUACCCGGCAAAUUGUUAGCGCUGACUGAUCCUCAGAGAAGACCUGAAAUUAAGGCGAGUCGAUUCAGUCGACUGAGGAAAUAUUUCAGGCAGACUGGUGUCAAAGGAGUUGUAAGACUGAACAAGGACGAUAACAUGGUAAAAUACGGACUUAUUUAUGACGCACGUUGUUUUACCGCCAACGGAUUUACGCACAACGAUCUUUAUUAUGAAGAUGGCGGAAUUCCCACGAAAGCGAUCAUCAAGAAAUUUACAAGAGUCGUUGAACAGUGUGAUGGAGCCGUGGCCGUUCACUGCCGCGCUGGGUUGGGAAGAACAGGAACCCUGAUCGCUUGUUAUUUGAUCAGACAGUACCGAUUUACAGCUGCCGAGGCCGUGGCUUGGUUACGGAUCUGUAGACCUGGUAGCGUGUCCACUCUUCAACACUGCUUUUUGGAACAGAAACAAGAUCCGAUCAUGCGAGGAUACCCAGAGGAUAUGAAGAUUGAAGACCUGACCGAGGCUGUGAAGAAAAGUUUAAACAUAUUUUCCUACCAGAAUACAAUCAUCGAGGAGAACGAGAAGGAUGUGUAGACAUGAAUAUUCACGACGCUAAAUGUGUUGCCAUCUAAUUUUUCGUGCGUCUGGCCCAUGAGGCGGCGUGUGGCAGCUGAAAGAAUAUGAAAUGAGGAAGUCGCUGAGUAGCCAAUCAAAUCCUAGCAAAACUAGACAUUAUUCUUUUGAUCUAGCUGUCAAAUAUGCAACUUGCCUGGCUUAUUUGAACCUCAGUGGUGUAGAUUAAAACUGCUUUGAGAUGUUUUCAUCUUACAAACCUGUUUUACUUCGUUUCUGUAGAUCACGGAAAUGUUUCCUGGUCAGACACUACAUUCUAGGUUUUCUUGAAGUUUAUUUUAAAAAUACCUAAUUUACUGUCUUUCUAAACUAAAUGAAAGUGUUUAUACUGGAAGGUUCUGAUGAAUUAUGUUUUAAGAAUGGUCAUGAGCCUGGAAGUUGUAAAAUUACUUGAAUGUUAACACAGGAAUGCAGUAAUUUACUUGACAGCACAAAUGCGACUGAUAAUUCAGACCAGAAAACACCUCAUUUCAUUUCCAUCGCACUGUCAGCAACAGAUCACCUGAAAACAUGUCCGCGACAUUUCAGAUAAUAUCAGUCAUCAUUGUAAAUUUGUAAAAUAUGUCUUGCUGGCAAGAGAAAGAAAAAUGAAAAUAUUAUAUUUGUUAAAAAAUAGGAAUGGGAAAUUUUUAAUCAGUGGUUGAGGCUAGAUUCAAGUUGGAUUAAAUAUUAAUUAUUUAAGAAGUUUUAAGUUAAAUGUACAAAAUCAUCUUGCCACUGAUCAAAUGUCUCCUUGUAUUUGUAAGUUUUCUAUUAACUUUUUUCAAAGUUGAAAUUAUGAUAGAUUUGACAUUAUUUACAUAUUUAAGUCAUAAGAUGCAACAUUUAUAAAUUAAGAGUUAUAUUUUCAACUUGUAAAAGUGCAAUUAGCAGUGUCAUUCUGUUGAGGCGUAAUUUUCACUUCUGUCAUUGAAGCAUGUUAAAUGUCUUCCAAAGAAUAUGUAAAUGUUAAAACUCUUGCUCAAUACUGUUUGUAAGUGGUAAAUUGAAAUAGUCUUGCCCAUGGUGUAACUAAGUACUAGUAAGUAUGGGCUCCUUGUGUCGGCAAUAAUGCCAUUUGAACAAAAAACUUGACAAUAUACUUUAAUUGUAUGGAACUUGAAGAAAAUUGCGUAAUUAUUGAAUAAAAUUCAAUGCAAAAUGAG